UCAUCGGGAUCGGGGGCGUCCCGGGAGCGGGCAGCCGCGAUGCGGAACCCCGAGCCGCCGACCAGGGGCCCCCGGGCCUCGCGGGGCAGCAGCGUGGGGGAGCUGAGCGCCGAUCUCCGCUACAAGCACCACUCGCAGAUCAUGAAUGGCUCGGAGGAGAUCGUGGAGUUCCUCCCUGUCAACAAUGGCAAGAAGAUGGAGAAAAGGGGCCCGAAGCGGUGCGUGGUGCUGUUGGUUAUUGUGAUUAGCGCCCUGCUCCUCUCCCUCAUUGUGGGCUUCAUGGUGUGGCACUUCCAGUACUGGAACGCAAAGGUUCAGAAGAUUUAUAACGGCUACUUAAGGAUCACAAACAGGCAGUUUGUGGACGCCUAUGAGAACUCCAACUCCUCGGAGUUCGCCGAGCUGGCUGGAAAGGUCAAGGACACGCUGGCAGCAUUGUACGGUAGCAUCCCAGCUCUCGGCCCCUAUCACAAGACAUCCGUGGUGACGGCCUUCAGUGAGGGCAGCGUCAUAGCUUACUACUGGUCCGAGUUCAGCAUCCCCCAGCACAAGGUGAAAGAUGCCCAAUGGGCCCUGAUGGGAGAGCGAAUCUUCAACAUCCCCCCAAAAUCCCGGGCCCUGCCGACCCUCAGCGUGGGCUCCUUUGUGGCCUACCCUGUUGACCCCAGGACAGCCCAGACUUCCCUGGAUAAAAGCUGCAGCUUUGCCCUGCACACCAAGGUGGGCGAGGUGACCCACUUCACCACCCCGGGCUUCCCCGACAGCCCAUACCCGAACCGUGCCCGCUGCCAGUGGGUGCUGCGGGGGGACGCCGACCAGGUGCUGAGCCUCACCUUCCGGAGCUUCGACGUGGCGCCCUGCGACGAGAGGGAGAGCGACCAGGUCAAGGUGUACGACUCCUUGAGCCCCUUGGAGCCACGGGCUGUGGUGGAGCUGUGCGGCACCUACCCCCCGUCCUACAACCUGACCUUCCUGUCCUCCCAGAACGUCCUGCUUGUCACUCUGAUCACCAACACCCCGCUCCGACACCCCGGCUUUGCUGCCCAAUUCUUCCAGCUGCCCAAGAUGAGCAUGUGUGGCGGGGCUCUGACCGAGGUGGCAGGGACCUUCAGUAGCCCUUACUACCCAGGCCACUACCCGCCCAACAUCGACUGCCUCUGGAACAUAGAGGUGCCCAGCGGCAACAACGUCAAGGUGCGUUUCAAAACGUUCUACUUGCUGGAGCCCCACAUGACCCUCGGCUCCUGCUCCAAAGACUACGUGGAGAUCAAUGGGGAGAAGUACUGUGGGGAGAAGCCCCCGUUCGUGGUGGCCAGCAAAAGCAACAAGAUGACCGUCCGCUUCCACUCAGAUGCAUCCUACACCGACAGUGGCUUCUUGGCCGAGUACCUGUCCUACGACUCCAGUGACCCCUGCCCUGGCAUGUUCACCUGCAACACUGGCCGCUGCAUCAAGAGCGAGCUGCGCUGCGACGGCUGGGCCGACUGCACGGACUUUAGCGACGAGCUGGAUUGUGUGUGCAAUGCCACCCACCAGUUCACCUGCCAAAAUAAGUUCUGCAAGCCGCUCUUCUGGGUGUGCGACACGGUUAAUGACUGUGGGGACAACAGUGAUGAGCUGCAGUGCGGUUGCUCGGGUCAGACCUUCAAAUGCCGCGACGGGAAGUGCAUCCCCGAGAGCAAGAAGUGCGACCACCUCAGGGACUGCGCGGACGGCAGCGACGAGGCAGACUGUGGCGAUGGUGCAGGGGCGGCCAGCUGCCCCCAGAACAGCUACAAGUGUCGCAGCGGUGUCUGUGUGAGCAAGGCGAACCCAGAGUGUGACGGAAUGCGGGACUGCAGCGAUGGCUCAGACGAGGAGCAGUGCGAAUGUGGGACCCGAUCCUUCAACAAGCAGUCCCGGAUCGUGGGGGGCCAGAACUCGGACGUUGGGGAGUGGCCGUGGCAGGUGAGCCUGCACGCCCAGGGCCAGGGCCACCUCUGCGGGGCCUCACUCAUCUCCCCCAACUGGCUGGUCUCCGCCGCCCACUGCUUCGUGGACGACAUGAGGAACAACAUGAGGUACUCAGACCCCAGGGUGUGGACGGCCUACCUGGGGCUGCACGACCAGAGCCAGCGGCAGGCCUCCACGGUCCAGGAGCGCAAGGUGAAGAGUGUCAUCAGCCACCGGCUCUUUAACGACUUCACUUUCGACCAUGACAUUGCUGUGCUGGAGCUGGACCAGCCGGUCACCUACAGCAACUGGGUGCGCCCCAUCUGUCUGCCUGAUGCCACCCACAGCCUCCCCCCGGGCAAGGCCAUCUGGGUCACGGGCUGGGGCCUCACCGCAGAAGGAGGGACUGGAGCUGUGGUCCUGCAGAAGGGAGAGAUCCGGGUCAUCAACCAAACGACCUGCCACCGCUUGCUGCCCCAGCAGAUCACCCCACGCAUGGUGUGCGUGGGCUUCCUCAACGGGGGUGUGGAUGCCUGCCAGGGUGACUCGGGCGGCCCGCUAUCCAGCAUGGAAGACAACGGGCGGAUGUUCCUGGCUGGCGUGGUGAGCUGGGGCGAGGGCUGUGCCAGGCGAGACAAGCCGGGCGUCUAUACGCGGGUGCCCCUGUUGCGGGAUUGGAUUAAGGAGAAAACAGGCGUAUAGGACUUUUUCUUUCUGCUCUUCUCCUCCUCCUCUUCUUCUUCCUCCUCCACACGCACUGCCCUCUGGGAGUGGAGCAGCAGCUCCAGAGAGCAAGUGACCCAUGUCCCCUGCCGAAGCCCACCCCCUGCC
Molecule: messenger RNA, 2763 nt
Organism: Tachyglossus aculeatus (Australian echidna)
Lineage: Eukaryota; Metazoa; Chordata; Mammalia; Monotremata; Tachyglossidae
Gene: ST14
Product: ST14 transmembrane serine protease matriptase
Exons: 19
Coding region: 40-2634 (864 amino acids)
Biological process (GO): proteolysis; acrosome reaction
Cellular component (GO): membrane
Molecular function (GO): protein binding; serine-type endopeptidase activity
Source: RefSeq, a predicted model, not a curated record